AUGACAAAGUUGACAGUUCUAGCAGGACUGUGCCUGCUGAUGUGCCAGCUGGCAACGUCCUCCCAGAUGGUGUGUUACUUCACCAACUGGUCCCAGUACAGGCCGGGUACCGGCAAAUACAUGCCGCAAAACGUGGAUCCGUUCCUGUGUACACACCUGAUUUAUGCUUUUUCAAUCAUCAACAACAAAAAUGAGCUGGUCACGUAUGAGUGGAACGAUGAGACCCUUUACCAGAGCUUCAACGGUCUGAAGCGCAAGAACCCAAGUCUGAAGACGUUACUUGCCGUUGGUGGAUGGAAUUUUGGCUCAACUCGGUUCUCCAUCAUGGUGUCCACUCCAACCAACCGUCAGAAAUUCAUUCAAUCUACCAUCAAAUUCCUGAGGACUCACGGAUUUGAUGGUCUGGAUUUGGACUGGGAGUACCCUGGAUCUCGUGGAAGCCCCCCAGCAGACAAGACGAGGUUCACUUUGCUCUGCAAGGGACUUGCUGACGCCUACGCAGCCGAGGCCAAGGCCACAGGCAAGCCCCAACUCCUGCUGACUGCUGCAGUGUCUGCAGGAAAGGGAACCAUCGAUGCAGGUUACGAGAUCGCUGCAAUUGCUAAGUAUCUGGACUUCAUCAAUGUCAUGACAUACGACUUCCAUGGAGCUUGGGAGCCAUUCACAGGACACAACAGUCCACUGUAUAAAGGCUCACAUGACACCGGUGACCUCAUCUACUUUAACACGGACUAUGCUAUGAAGUACUGGAGGGAUAAAGGCACCCCAGUAGAGAAACUGAGGAUGGGUUUUGCUGCCUAUGGUCGUACUUUCCGUCUGACAUCAUCAAACACUGGAGUCGGAGCUCCAGCUAGUGGUGCUGCAUCGGCCGGUCCAUUCACACGUGAAGCUGGAUUCUGGUCCUACUAUGAGAUUUGUAACUUCCUCAAGGGGACCACCAUUCAGUGGAUCGAUGAGCAGAAAGUUCCAUAUGCCAGCAAGAACAGUGAGUGGGUGGGAUUUGAUACCCGAGAGAGCUAUGAGAGAAAGGUUCAAUACAUGAAGGACAUGAAGUAUGGUGGUGCAUUUGUGUGGGCUUUGGAUCUGGAUGAUUUCAAAGGAGAGUUCUGUGGACAGGGCAGCCAUCCUUUGCUGGCGCAUCUGCGUAAACUUAUUGACGUUGAAAUGCCUCCAACGCCAUCAACCACAACAAGGAGACCAAGUGCUACAACCACAACUGCCAAACCUGUUACUACCACUGCAUCAACAACCUCAACCACGAAAACCACAAUUCCCAUCCCAGGACGUGGCUUCUGUAAAGGCAAGCCAGACGGAACAUACACCAACCCGGACGAUAAAACCAGCUUCUAUGUGUGUGCAGGAGGUCGAACCUUUCCGAGGAAGUGUGGCAUUGGCACUGUCUUUGGAGACAGUUGUAAGUGCUGUGUGUGGCCUUAA
Dunckerocampus dactyliophorus (ringed pipefish) is the source of this 1437-nucleotide messenger RNA. RefSeq names its product acidic mammalian chitinase-like. The transcript is spliced from 12 exons. The coding region runs from base 1 to 1437 and encodes 478 amino acids. The record is from RefSeq and is a predicted model, not a curated record. Gene Ontology annotation, molecular function: chitin binding; chitinase activity. Gene Ontology annotation, cellular component: extracellular region. Gene Ontology annotation, biological process: carbohydrate metabolic process; chitin catabolic process. Lineage: Eukaryota; Metazoa; Chordata; Actinopteri; Syngnathiformes; Syngnathidae.